AUGCCAUCAACUUCUCGCGCUUCUGAUCCUAUAGCAAGUGUCAGCUCCAAAGGAAAAAGAACGAGUUCCAAGCUUCCUUUGAAAUCUCCAGAACACAUCAAUAUCGAAAUAAAGAAAGGAAAAGUAUCGAGCUUGCAGGCAGUCGGAACCACAACGAUUGAAAAGAGCAAAUCUAGCGGUCGUAUAAAAUUCCUUUCCGACUCGUCUGAUUCCGAAUUGGAAUUAGAAAUCAUCGACUCUAAAAUUCAAGAUGAAGGGAAAAGAAAUCGAUCGGACAGUUCAGAAAAGGAAAAUGGAACGAUGAAAAAACGUCGUCUGUUGGAUAGCGAUGAAGAAGAGGACCCAUUAACGUCUCAGGAUACCGAGCUGAAACACGCUACGACGAUAAUUAGCGACGACGAGGAAGAACCGACGCAAAAAGAACGUAAUCAACAGAGGUCGUCUCGUGUAAUUAUUAGUGACGAUGAAGAUUAA
This is a messenger RNA of Colletes gigas, 474 nucleotides long. RefSeq lists its product as uncharacterized. Bases 1 to 474 code for a protein of 157 amino acids. Lineage: Eukaryota; Metazoa; Arthropoda; Insecta; Hymenoptera; Colletidae. The record is from RefSeq and is a predicted model, not a curated record. The transcript is spliced from 3 exons.